AACACAACACGGUAGCAUUGCGCUAUCUCUCACCGGCGCAAUUUCUGACUCUUCUCACGACCUCAGAGUCCUGCGACACGUAUGCGACCGUGACCUGUGCCGACUCGUCGUCUACGAACUUUGCGACCAUAGCUAGCCAGCCCGUCAAGAUGGGGAGGAAUCGCGCUGUGUCCAACGCCUCAACGCGGAGCAGCGAGCCGCCUUUACAAGAGCUGGGAAGCAUGUAUGACUACCUGGCAAAGGUGAUACUGCUGGGUCCUAGCGGUGCUGGCAAAUCUUGUCUCCUGCAUCGUUUUGUUAAAUCAGAGUGGCGCUCUCUGUCUAGCCAGACAAUCGGUGUAGAAUUCGCAUCCAAAAUUGUCCACAUUGCCGACCGCCGCCGCUCCCCCUCCUCCUCUGCGUCGCGAAAACGAAUGAAGCUACAACUCUGGGACACUGCCGGCACAGAACGUUUCCGCUCGGUGUCGCGAUCCUACUACCGUGGGGCGGCGGGCGCGAUACUUGUCUAUGACGUGAGCAGCUGGCGGAGCUUUGAGCAAUUGCAGACUUUCCUCAACGACGCAAGGGCGCUGGCCGGGCCCGAUCUUACCAUUAUACUCGUAGGGAACAAGAAUGACGUUGAGACUGGCGAGGGAAUUCCCGUAGGGUUGAGCAGUAGCCAAGGUGCCAACGGUGGCGGAUAUUCCAGUUAUGGGAGCACCCCGAGUUCAGAGAGCGGACUACCGCCGCCUACACCAUCAUCACAAUCCAGCAGAGCAACGAGCCUCAAUGCGAAUCUCCAUGCUUCGUACACUAUAGCCCCCGAAGGCCGCGAAGUGCCGACCGAGACGGCGUCGCGAUGGGCGGGGCAAAAUGGGAUACCAGUUGCGGUCGAGGUCUCCGCACUAAAUGGAGAAAAUGUGGAGGAGCUGUUUAACAGAUUGGCAAGGAUGAUCUUGACCAAGAUUGAGCUAGGCGAGAUUGAUCCUGACGAUCCUGCGAGUGGCAUACAGUAUGGUGAUUUGGGCUGGGACGAUGGUGGAGGCAGUAUCAAGAGCGGGUUUGGGGAUGAGGGUGUGAGAUACCGCAGAAGAGGCAGGAAGUCUGGUGCGCUGAGCGAAUGGGAAGACGUAUUCAGGCUCGGCGGAAAUAGACGGAAAAGAGGCUGUUGUUGAAAGCGGCUUCGUCUACAGAUGGAUUGAAACAGUACGUUCAUAAGCGAUUUUCUGGUUGAAGCUCUUUGUUCAUUUUUUUGCGGCGCGUUAUAUUUGCAGUCACGUAGUAGUUUUCCCUCUGAUUAGACAGCAUACCCCCUUGAGUUUUGUUUGUCCCUUACGAGAAUACACGAUAUACUAGAC
Messenger RNA from Bipolaris maydis ATCC 48331, 1337 nucleotides. Its product is annotated as GTPase SAR1 small G protein. Lineage: Eukaryota; Fungi; Ascomycota; Dothideomycetes; Pleosporales; Pleosporaceae. The record is from RefSeq and is a predicted model, not a curated record. Gene Ontology annotation, molecular function: GTP binding; GTPase activity; 1-alkyl-2-acetylglycerophosphocholine esterase activity.